CAGCUGCGAAGUGCCUGAGGCCAUCUCUGACGUGAUUAUUUAGGCACAAGGUAAUGCUAUAAAAGCAGGUAGGGCGGGUAUUAAAGUGGCAUUUUGUGUUUCCACACGAUAGUAACUGUUCUGUCGACAGUGUGUUGGUUAAUCGGUACAAUAUAUUUUAAUGAACGUCAUGAAUGUUUUGCCAAAGAGAUGUGUCUGUCGUCAACUCAUAAUGCAGAUACGUUUUUAUCAAAGUGUUUUAGAUAAUAUUACGAACAAUUCCACAAAUCCACACAUUAACACGGAAGAAAUAGUAAGCAUUCGAAAAUGUAUGCUUGAACUUACAGAAAAUCCCAUUCAGAGGAAAAGUAGUUGUUCGAACAAAGAGAAAAUGAGGACGUUUCAUUCUAUUCCAACCCCCAAAGGUUUACCGAUUAUAGGUACAAUAUUUGACUUAUUAAGCAGUGGAGGUGCUCCUAUGAUACACGAGUAUUGUGAUCGAAGGCAUAGAGAACUUGGACCAAUUUAUCGGGAAUGCCUCGGUUCUGUAGAUGCAGUGUUUGUAGCUGAUAGUGAUUUAAUACAACAAGUAUAUAGCAACGAAGGAAAAUAUCCUAAGCAUAUGGUGCCUGAGCCUUGGAUCAUCUAUAAUGAAAUGUAUGGAAAACAACGUGGUCUAUUCUUCAUGGAUGGUCAGAAAUGGAGUCAACGCAGAAAAUCUUUGAAUAAAGUAUUUUUGAAACAGAGAAGUGUAUCCGAAUACUCCGAUGAAUUUAAUAAUGUCAUUUCGGAGCUGUUACAAAGGUGGCUAAUUAUAAGAGAUAACAAAAAUACUUUGCCAAAUCUCGAGAAGGAAUUGUAUAACUGGUCUAUUGAAUCUCUCGGGACCAUGAUCUUUGGCAGACGUCUUGGUUGCGUACAGGCAGAGAAAUUAGGAGAUAUUCACGAAUUUGUACAUUGUGUUCAACAGAUAUUCUUAGAAUCUGCCAGAAUGACAAUGAUUCCGCCAAGAUUAGCGAGUUUGCUAAAUCUUCCGGUGUGGAAAAGAUUUGUAAAAGCUGCUAAUAGAGCAUUGGAAUUAGCUCAGAGUUAUGUCGAGGAAAAUGUAACGGAGAUUAUAAAGAAAGCAAAUACAGGAGAACCAGUGGAAGGGAUUCUUAGUCAACUCUUACUGAAAGAUAAAAUCGAAGGAGAAGAAAUAGUCAGAAUCAUCACUGACUUGUUUUUAGCUGCAGCAGAUACAACUUCUCACGCUACUCAAUGGACGCUAUAUCUCCUAGCAAAAAAUCCAAGAUGCCAAUAUAAAUUGUUGGAUGAAGUGUCUAAAAUAGUCGGGACAAAUGACAUGAUCAAUGAAAGUCAUCUCGUUCAUUUGCCUUAUGUUAAAGCAAUUAUAAAAGAAGCACUCAGGAUAUAUCCAGUAGCUCCGUUUUUGACCCGCAUUUUGUCUAAAGAUAUUACCUUGAAAGAAUAUCUAAUACCAAAAGGAACACUCAUUUUAAUGUCAUUGUAUACAACAGGACGAGAUCAAAAGUAUUACUCGAAUCCGAACCACUUUUACCCUGAACGUUGGAUUCGUGAUAGCGAAUUCAGCAAUUCAAUUAAUUCGUAUGCCUUUUUACCAUUCGGAAUAGGUUCUAGGUCAUGUAUAGGACGGCGUGUGGCUGAACUACAAAUGCAGUUCCUCAUAACAAGGAUUGUUCAAUUGUUUCAUCUUCAGCUUGAAAAUAAAAACGAUGUCAAUAUAAAAAUGAGAAUGAUUACUACACCUGAUCAACCUAUACAACUACAGAUGAUAGAACGCAAGAUGAACUAAAUUAUUCGCGAAUAAUAUAAACUAUUAGAUACCUAAAUUUAUAAUAAGAAAAUUAUUUUAUUUAUAUUCGUAAAUUUCAAAAAUUUAUUUCCAUUACGCAUGAAAUUUAAUGGUGUUUAGAUACUUAAAACUUUAAGGUACUUCUUCUAUUU
Messenger RNA from Centruroides sculpturatus (bark scorpion), 1947 nucleotides. Its product is annotated as cytochrome P450 315a1, mitochondrial-like. Gene Ontology annotation, biological process: C21-steroid hormone biosynthetic process; glucocorticoid biosynthetic process; cellular response to peptide hormone stimulus. The coding region runs from base 161 to 1795 and encodes 544 amino acids. Gene Ontology annotation, molecular function: iron ion binding; heme binding; oxidoreductase activity, acting on paired donors, with incorporation or reduction of molecular oxygen. Lineage: Eukaryota; Metazoa; Arthropoda; Arachnida; Scorpiones; Buthidae. Gene Ontology annotation, cellular component: mitochondrial inner membrane. The transcript has 8 exons. The record is from RefSeq and is a predicted model, not a curated record.